Trematosphaeria pertusa is the source of this 744-nucleotide messenger RNA. RefSeq names its product mitochondrial import inner membrane translocase subunit tim9. The coding region runs from base 37 to 309 and encodes 90 amino acids. The record is from RefSeq and is a predicted model, not a curated record. Lineage: Eukaryota; Fungi; Ascomycota; Dothideomycetes; Pleosporales; Trematosphaeriaceae. The transcript is spliced from 3 exons.
CCCUCUUUCCCAGCGAAUACCGCAUUCACAGUCGCCAUGGAAUCUCUUACGCAGUCGGAGCAGCGCGAGCUGCAGAACCGCAUGGAGAAGAAGCAGAUGAAGGAGUUCAUGAACAUGUAUUCCAACCUCGUCCAGCGGUGUUUCGACGACUGCAUCAACGGCUUCGAGAGCAAGUCGCUUACCUCGCGAGAAGAAGGCUGCAUCAUGCGAUGCGUCGACAAGCACAUGAAGGGCUCGCAGCGCUUGGGCGACAGGUUCCAGGAGCAGAAUGCAGCGAUGGCACAAUCCGGCGGCGCUCUGGGACGGUAAACCACCUGGUCGACCGUCUUCCCUUUGCACAUAUUUCCGGUAACGGCUCGUAUAGCCGCGGCGUCCUAAAAGCUACGGGACGAUAGCCUAGCCGGGAGGCCUUGGGUGGUGGUAGCGGACGCUGAUGCUGUCGGCAUAUUUUGGACGCGCAAUCCAUUGUACGAGUAAAUUGGGUCUGGGUUCGGAAUACAGGGCGCAUGGAAGCUCCUCAUAUCGAAUGUUACUUCACUCAUCAGCGAUGUCCCCCUGCUCUGACCUAUCGUCAACUUCCUAAGCCAUAGUCUACACAGUAAAUCUCUGACCGUCAUCAGAUACACGGGGCCAAGCAGUGUAAAGCGACCGUCUUUCCCUCCCAACAAAUUUCACGGUUUUGACUUCUCGAGACGAACAACAGUGAUGGACCACGGGACUUGUACAUAGUCGUGACAAUAGGAG